This is a messenger RNA of Phytophthora sojae, 249 nucleotides long. RefSeq lists its product as hypothetical. The annotation marks the transcript as partial. The transcript has a single exon. NCBI's taxonomy places the organism in Eukaryota, Oomycota, Peronosporomycetes, Peronosporales, Peronosporaceae. The record is from RefSeq and is a predicted model, not a curated record.
GUUGGAACCAUUGCGGCGACUUCCCUUGUCGCGAUGAAGAGGUGGCAUGGAGCUGGUGAAGCCUUGGACACAUUGACGGACACACUUUCAUGGAUCUCAAGUAUCAACAUCGCAGCACGGGCUCAGCCAAGGUUAAAAAUAGCCCGCGAUCCAAGGCUCGAGAGGUGGCUGGAGGCAUAUUUUCUCACCACAGGUACGUUGUCAUAUUUAUUAGUGAGUUUUAACUUGUUGCCAACCCCUUCUUUUUAA